AUAAAUCAAGUACUUCCGAAAAAAAAAGCUUAAUGUUGGAGGAAAUACCCUGUAGUGCGUUUGAUGACAUCACAGCAUUGGAAACCAUGCCUCCAGCCUGUAGUUUCAUUUUGUGUUUGCCUUGAGAUCUAAUCACAUGACAAAUCUCAUUUCCUGUAUUGUUCGGUCUCAUUUCAACCACACAUGGACAAUAGCCUAGCAGUCCAAUAGCAGUAAGUACUGUACUAUUAGGCCUACACAUUGUCAUAAUGUACAACCAGUGAAAACCUUUGGAUUAUUAAUCCGCAUUUGUUGACGAGAGGAAUUAGCUUUAUAACAUUCAGCUGGCCUAAUUAGGGAAUUUCCCUUGUGUGCCUUUCUGAGAUUGCUUCAGACAGGGAGUUGCUAAUUCAGAGUUUCAUAGAGGCAUAAGGAUUCAUCUGGCACUCAGGAUUUUAAGGCAGUGAGUGAGUGUAUAAUGUUCAGAUCAAAUUUCUAUGUGAAGAUCUUCAUCUGAUCGUUCUGAUUGACCUAUCAAUUGUUUUGAAACCUGAAACCAAAGCCGAUGUGAUUUAACAAUACUGUACUUUGACGACCAAUCCCAUUAAGCUUUAGGAUAAGUAUCAUGAAUGAACUUGAUUGAAAUGAUUGUCUAAAGUGUUCUGCUAAAAGAUGUGAUCAUCUAAACAGGCAUGUUGGAUUUUUUUGUGGGACAGACCAAUAAUGAUUUUUGUGUGGAAUCAAUUGGCAAUUAUUUUUGUUUCUCGUGCAGGUAUUGUACUACAGAACAUUUGAAAACUAUAGUAUACAGGAUGUUCUGCUGUAUACAAUAACAUGGUUGUCUUCCUGUGAAUUUGUAUCAACUUCCUUGAGGUUUGUCCUCAAAGCCAUAUAAUGUCUCCAUAAUACUCUCAAGUACUUGCUGUACAGUAGGCCUACCAGUUCAUCACUAAAUUUGGCCUGUUAGUUAUCAAGUUGGAAAAUUUACAGUAUAUAAUUAAUAUUUCAAUGCUUUGAGAGAGAGAAGUCUUUAAUUUAAGUCUUAUUUGAAGCGUCAGCAGACGAAAUUCUUAUUGGUUGUCAAGGAUCUGACUGUAGACGUGGUUGUCAUGAACAACAUUCAGAACUAAUUCCCCAGUUUGUAUCCAAUAUCACCAUACAUAGAAAUGAUGCAUACGGCUGUUGCUAUGAUACAGUAACUCAACAAAAAAUUAAGUUGCCAAGUUUGGCCAGCAAACUUCCUCAGUUUUUCAAAGAAAUUCUUAACCUUACAUUGCCUAGACCUAUCAACUUCUAUUUUUGCAAACCACUACUACAUUGAAGUUCAUUUUGAGGUUGUAUUUUGUAAUAGUAAGUUGUUUCUCAAACUUUCAUUUGUGGUACAAUAAUGUCAGCUGUUACGCAAUUUGAACGUUUCCACAAUGGUUCUGCUGAAGUCGUAGGUUCAGUCGGUCCGGACUCUCCGAUUUUCCAUGGAUCUUAUGAGUUUGACAGUGAUGUUGACCUGACCUCACCGAUUUCAGAUGACUGUAUUUUGUUUAAUGAAUUUGAUUUGUCAACAGAGGAACUUAUUGAUGCGCAUGCAAGUAAAUUAAUGGAAUGGGAAGCAGAUGUAAGUGACCACGAAGAUGACACGGUCUUCUUAUCUGACAAUGGAACUGACAACAAAUCACAAAGCUCUAUUGUCCAAAUGGACUGUCAGUCUUCUGCGGCUACAAGUUCUGUAGCUACUACGCCCUCGGGCAUAGCCCCUCUCCUUGUGGAUGAAGAGACGAGCCACGCUUUCUUCUGUUACACUAAAGAUGACAAUGAAUGGGCCUUUAAUGUCAUGCGCAAUCUGGAAUCGCCUUCUUAUGGUUUCAGAUUCGCAAAUCACAAUCACGAACUUGAUCCGCAUCAAUCACAAAUGGAUGUUAUCAUAAACGCCAUGAGUACGGCGAGAAAAAUUGUGAUUGUAUUGACUCCCGGCUUUAUGCAAAGUAUCUGGUGCCGUCACGAGAACUUGAAGGCUCUGCGGCCAUAUUUUGCUGACCCAAGGAAAAUUAUACCAGUGGUACUGACGGAAGUAGAUCCGCCUGAUUUUUUAGAUGGAAUUUCAUCGAUAAAUGCUUUGUCAAAGAAUUUUUUACAGAUGUUUGUUUCUUCAUUAACUCAAGGUAGUACAAAUGGAACAUCAAUAGGUUGUCACAGCACCAAUAGAUUAGACAGGGAAAUAUACGAUUUGUUUCACAAUCCAAAUGCUUUGUACAAUGGAGUGAAGCUUGGUGACAUACGAUCAACAACUAAUGGGUGCCGAUCAAGAUUCGACACAAUUUACUGUCCUGACGAGAUCGCAAGGAGAGGCGUAAACGUAAGUUAA
This is a messenger RNA of Anneissia japonica, 2338 nucleotides long. RefSeq lists its product as uncharacterized. The coding region runs from base 1367 to 2338 and encodes 323 amino acids. The record is from RefSeq and is a predicted model, not a curated record. Gene Ontology annotation, biological process: signal transduction. Lineage: Eukaryota; Metazoa; Echinodermata; Crinoidea; Comatulida; Comatulidae. The transcript is spliced from 5 exons.